AUGAGCCCUCCUCCAAGUACGCCUACGCCGAGGAGAUUUCUUCUUGCGAAACGCGGCGCCACUCAGUCGUCGCAGACUCCUACAGGUCCUCCGAGAUUUCAGUCGACUCCGCGCUUUGGCUCUUCAUCUGUUCCUAGGCCGACGCAGAGUCGCACCAUCGUCGACAUUGAGGAUGUAGAAGAAGUUGAUGAUCUCGUCGAGGAGAGUUCUUCGAAUACAGACGAUGAAGGACUUGAAACGAGGAAGCAUGCUCCCCUCAACGACUCCAUCGAAGUCGAAGAUGAUGAUGUAACGGCUUCGCGUGAUGGCAGUGUCGGCAUCAGCAUCUCCGAAGAUGACGAGGAAGAGAUGCCUCGGGGGUCUAUCGAACGUGAAUCGCCCGGACUAUUAAAUCUGCCUCAUGACACAUCUCCCUUGGAAGAGAGAGAGCCCAAGCGGCGAAGAGUCUCAAUCUCACCAAUGCCAGAGUCAAGCCCUCUUGGCGAACACCACUAUCUAAACGAUAACAACCUCCAAGAUGCGGAAGAGAGGGAGCACACGCCUACGCAGAGUUCGGUAGAGAGUCUGCAGGACGCCAUCCCAACACACGACGAGGCCAGGGCACCCCAACAGCCAACCUUUCGCCCGCCGCCGCGUUUCAAACCAGCAGAGGUUGACCCCACGGUCGAAGGUCUCCCCGCGGCCUUUUCCCCCCAGCGCCGGGGCGCAAAGUAUGUGGCAGGCGGGCUUGCCGCCGGGCUGCAGGGGUGGCUCUCGGAGGUGAAGGGCUGGGAGGGCACGGUCCCGUCUGCCGCCGCCGCCGUGUCUGUUGUCAAGGUGGUUGUGGAAGAGGUUCGGCCGGGCCGCCGGAUGUACUUGGUCACGGGCCGGGUGGGCGAUGACGGUGCUGCGCCGGCGAGGAGGUUUCUGCUCGCGGGAGAGGGGAGGUUGACGGGACUUGGACAGAGGGCGGCUGUUACUGUCGGAAAUGUUGUCGAGGUCGGACAGCCAGUGUGGGAUGUCGAGUUGGAUGGGCAAGUUUGGACUGUUGCAUGCGAUUGGGGAGUAUCUUGA
Messenger RNA from Fusarium keratoplasticum, 1053 nucleotides. RefSeq lists its product as uncharacterized. The transcript is spliced from 2 exons. NCBI's taxonomy places the organism in Eukaryota, Fungi, Ascomycota, Sordariomycetes, Hypocreales, Nectriaceae. The coding region runs from base 1 to 1053 and encodes 350 amino acids. The record is from RefSeq and is a predicted model, not a curated record.